CUUCUCUGCAGUCCUCUUUUCAUCUAACAUCUAUUUCCUUUUAUCCAAUCCAAUCGAAUUGAAAAAUUCGUAAAAUACUAUAUCGUACCUGACGUACCUGCCUUUGAUUGUUCUGAAAAACGAAUAACAAAGAAAAUCCUCGACAACUUUGUAAAGCUUUACUUGGAAUAUAGAUUGCUUCUUACUUGUCUGGUGGGUACUUGGAUACUUUUAAGAUCAUUUACACCUUUCAAUUGAUAGAUUCCAUAAGGAUAUAAUCAACAAGAUGGCUUCCAUGAAACCAAUCUUUUGUGCUACCCACCCAAGAGCAUGCUCUACCGCAUUCGAAAGAGUAAGCACCAUUACGUUCUGCAGCUCUUUCCAUGAAAUAACUAACCUAUUUAUAGGUCUUCAUGACUCGCGAUGAUGUUCUCGCCUGUGUUCACGAACCCUUCGGAGAUGCAUUCUACUUCGGUCCCGAGAGACUUAGCCCGAGAUAUGAGAAUGACGAAUCCGCUCGUCAGGAGAGUGGUUUCGCAGAUAGCACAUAUAAGAAAGUCUUUGAGAGAAUUGAGAAAGAAGGGAAAGAGGUUAGGAUUAGAUUCACUUUCACUGUUUCUCCUUUAGAUAAAUUGAGUCCUGCUGUUUUGCGGAACCCUCGAAAUUGGAUUGGGCCAUGAGACGAGUGUCUAAUUUUGCGGACUCUGCCUCUGCUAUUUGAUCCCAAGACCUUUUUGCACCAACAUUACCAAGGUUGUGGACCUACCUACCAUGGUUCAAGUUCUUUUUUAAUCCGAAUCAUUUUCAUGAAAGUAACCAUUCAUGCAACUGAAUCCAUAUUUAUGCGUGCAUCAUUAGCUUAUACAAAAUAGGGAAAGCGUCUUUUCAUCAAAGAUAUCAUUCACUAUCUCGUACCUCCUCAAGGCAAACCAGCAACGAUUGCGCCAUCGCUCGUUGGUAAAAGUGUCAAGAAGGGAGUAGGAACCAAUGGCGAAACAAAUGGGACAAACGGAGUAUCAAAUGGUGAAACCAACGGUCACCACACCAAUGGUCACACCAACGGUCACACCAACGGUCACACCAACGGUCAAACUAAUGGCCAUACAAACGGGACCAGCAAAAAAGCUCCCUUUCCCUACGACACUGCCGCCGAACCCGGAAACCCUACCGUCGUCCCCGCCGAAAUCCUCAAACAAUUCCACUUCACCUUCCUCAUCCGUCACCCCCGCUCCAGCAUACCCUCCUACUUCCGCUGCACCAUCCCUCCUCUCGACAAAGUAACGGGUUUCUACGAUUUCAUGCCCCAAGAAGCAGGCUACGACGAACUCCGCCGCGUUUUCGAUUUCCUCCGCUCAAAAAAUCAAGUUGGUCCCUCGCUAGCCCAAACCCCUGGUUCCGCCUCGGAAAAUUUAAAGGAUGGAGAAGUAAGUAUUACGGUUAUUGAUGCAGAUGAUUUAUUGGAUAAUCCAGAGGGCAUCAUCAAGGCGUAUUGUAAAGAGGUGGGUAUGGAAUAUGAUCCUAAUAUGUUGAUUUGGGAUACCGAGGAACAUCAUCGUAAAGCUAGGAAAGCUUUUGAGAAGUGGAGAGGCUUUCAUGAUGAUGCGAUUAAUAGUACGAGUUUGAAGGCUAGGAGUGCGGAAAAGGUGAGUUUUUUCGGGUUUUCUUCGUUUCCUAUUAUCGCUCUUCCUUGAUGCACAUACAUAUCCGCUCCUCUGUGUCAGAACUACAUACUGGGAAGGUGUAGGAUGAAGAGGAAGGGAUAUCAAUAUCCAUCAUAUCGUAUCACAUCAUACCCUAACAUAUCAUACCCCAUCACAACACAACCAAAGGAAUCAAGAAAUCAAAAAACCAAAGAAUUCAAAAACUAACACCGCAAAAACAGAAAAAGAAACUCAAAACUCCAGCCCAAGAAAAUGAAGAAUGGACCCAGAAAUAUGGUCCCGAAGCAGCGGAUCUUAUUAGACGUACUGUUGAUGCUAAUGUAGAGGAUUAUGAGUAUUUGAAAAGUUUCGCUGUUAGGGUUUAGGUUGAGAUUUUGGUUUGGGGUUGGACUGGGAUUUGGAUUGGGAUUGGGGAAAGAAAAUGGAAGAGACAGGUUUGGUCAUGAUGGGAAUUUAUAGAGGAGGUGAUGCGAGGUGCUGUGAUGAGAUUUUCCUUGCAUUUGGCGAAUGAGAUGGGAUCUGAUGGGAUGCGAUAGGAUAGGCUGAGUUUUAUAUAUUGAAGGAUGGGUUGGGUGGUUUAGGUGGGAUGGGACAGUUGAUUUCAAUAUGAAUAUAGAUGAUAGAAUAUUUCUCCAUUUCUC
This is a messenger RNA of Sclerotinia trifoliorum, 2281 nucleotides long. The record is from the annotation of a GenBank genome assembly. Lineage: Eukaryota; Fungi; Ascomycota; Leotiomycetes; Helotiales; Sclerotiniaceae.